Messenger RNA from Symbiodinium sp. CCMP2592, 651 nucleotides. The record is from the annotation of a GenBank genome assembly. Lineage: Eukaryota; Dinophyceae; Suessiales; Symbiodiniaceae.
AUGGCUUGUGAAGGCAACCGCCGAGAUCCAUUUGACUCGCGGAGACACGGAGCCUGCACUGCGGUCGUGAGCCUCUGCCGAGACUCCGGGGACGUUGAGGACCAGGUGGACGCCCUGAUCCGCAUCGCACGGCUCUGGGUCCUCCGGAGCGAGCCCGAGGAGGCCACGAAAGUAGCGAAGAGCGCCCUCGAGGCGGCGCAGGGGGCAAAGAAGGACCUGGCGGAGGCACAGGCACUUCUGGGCCUUGCCGGGGUCCUCAAGGCCAAGACGGAGCUCGCUGGAGCCCAGACGGAGGCAGGGAAGGCUGAGAAGCUUUUCAAGAAGUGUGGCCAUCGACCCGGAGAGCUGGCAGCGCUGAUGCUGAGCUGGUCCGCCACGGUGGAAGCAGGUCCUCAACAGGUGGCCCAGGUGGUCCAGGCAGCCAAGAAGGCGGCAGAGGCCUUCAAGUCUGCUGGCGACCAGCAGUGUGCCGCCGAGGCUUUGCUGGAAGCCAGCGCUGCCAGCAGGGAGCAUGGCCAAGUGGAGGAAUCUGCAAGCACGGCUGCUGCUGCCUUGCAGCUCUUUCGCCAGCCUAGUCCUCAGUUUUCCCAGAACGACCCAAGUCAGCUUUGGUGGUGGUGGUGCUGGUGGAGGGUACUUGGCAGUUGCUGA